ACCAGGAAGUAGAUCUGCGGAGCUAACCCUGCUAGCUUGAGGAAACAAAAUAUCGAGUAGAAGAGCGAGGAGAUUGGACGACUGGCCUUUCUAUUACCGGCUACGUCCGCAAUAAAUGACGGAAAUGCGGGAAGACACGACGCUGUCAUGGGGACUGUAGCGCUAGAUGCGGAUGAGGAUGUGUGAUUUGGCCUGACAUCCUCGUCUCACUCCUGCUGCUACUUGCCAAGUUGUUACACUCUCGGAACUACCUCUAGCGGACACUUCUCUCUGUCUGCUGUUCACAGUUAGGACGAUGCACAGUGGAGCAGGAUUCCAAGAGCAGUCACCUGCUGCCGGGGACCGGGCGGAGCGUGGGCAGCUGGUCCACACUCUGUCCAACGAAACCUUAGGUUCCCUGGAUGUGUCUGAGCUUGGGAGCCCACGGAACACUCCACACUUUGACCUUCUCAACAUGGUGGUGUCUUACAAGAAAAUGGCACUGUAUCUGGAACCGGUUGCGGACGCGGUGGAACUGGCUCGCUUCCUGCUCGGGUGGAGAAUGCCACUGUGCUCACUGUUCGUCUGCUUGUUUCUCGAUGUCUUCUUCUGCACUAUUAAUGAAGUGGGGUGGUUCUCGAUGUGUGUGGUUGUGGUGACCAUGCCUGCUGCCCUGGGCUACCUGCAGGACAGGUACGGGGGCAAACCUUCGGAGGCUGAGCUCCAAAAGCGGCGAUACCAUGCAGUGCACCGCAGAGAUCUUCAGACGGUUAACCUCAGCAAACAGGAAGCCAUGCUGGAAGUCAAAGACCUGUUGAAGCACCUUGAUGACAUGUUGACGUCUGCAUGUCAAUCAGCAGAAGCACUUUACAAGGUCCUGUACUGGGACAACCACACAAAGUCCUCCAGAUUCUACGGCGCGAUGUUGUUGGUGGUGUGUUUGCUGUACAUCGCUCCUGUGGGCUGGGUGCUUGCAGGGCUCAACAGUACCAUCUUCCUCUGGAAUGAAGACUUUUGUAGAGUUUUAUCAGACCUCAGAAAGGUGUUCCAUGUGGGUCCCGCCCAGGCCUCAGAUGCAGUCGGGGAUGAGCAGAGCCAGAGCAACUUUGUGGACCAAACACCCACACCCACAAGUCUGGAGGACCUGUCACCAGGAAGCGUAGAGGAAGCAGAGGAGGCAGAACCUGAUGACGAAUUCAAGGAUGCAAUUGAGGAAAGUUCAGUUUCACUGCAGGAAGCUCCCAUGGUCUUGGUGGAGGACGACGACGGGCCCCUGGUUGCGCCGGAGUAUGAUACCAUGUCUGAAAACGGCCUUCUAAGUCGAAACGAGCCGAUCCGCAGCAAAGUGUCCAAGUUGACAGAGAAGCUGCGCAAACGUUACCCCACUGCCGCCACAGGCAACUGUUCAAGCUGCAACGCUGUCUUCUCAGUCCUGAAGAAAAGGAAGAACUGCAGUAACUGCGGCAACAGCUUCUGCUCUCGCUGCUGCUCCUUCAAGGUGUUUCGGUCGAGCAUGGGAGCGACAGCUCCAGAGGCCCAGAGGGAAACGGUGUUUGUCUGUGGCCCCUGCAACUCCUUGCUUGUCAAGCUACAAUAAGCUGGAGGCCACAUUCGCUCAUCUCCUGAGGACAGCUCACUUCCUGAUGUCGAGAAACCCACUCUUCACCUGUUUUUUGUUUUUAUGUUUAGGUCACUUGAAUGUAUACCAUGGCCCUCAUCUCUCGGUGUCGGAUGCUCCUUGCCUUUUGUAGUUGCAUCAUCUGUGUGACUUCUACUGUAGUUAAAGUCUCUGAAACUGGACCUCGUGGGAUGGUAAGGCUACUAAUGAGCACAAUGUUUUUAUAAGCUGGACAGUCGGCCGUGCUGAACAUCCAGGGAUGGGCUUUUAAAUGUGUGGGCUUAAGUUGAUCUCACUUGCUGAUGUCGUCGUGGGCUUCUCGAUGGCUCCAAACAAAACAAAUGUAUACACUGUGCACACCUGGAGGACAUUUAGAUGUUGGAGAUUUUUGACAAAACGCCAAGUGGGCUGGAUCCUUUUUUGACGUGCUGCUGGUCAUCGAUGUCAAGUGGGUAUUUAGAGCACUUUUUUUUUUUUUUUUUUUUAGUCGUGUCCGCUUCCCUUUUACAACCUGCAGUCGGAUCAUUUUAAAACGAUUUCCCACGUACAUAUCGGCCCAUACCUUUAUGGCAGUAACUUGACUAGAUGGAUUUGGGUUUUGUGGAUCUAUUUUAUUUCUGCAGUCUUUCAUGUUUUUGGAUUCAUAUUGAAAUAAAUGAGCCAUUAAAUUGGACAAAGGAACAUCUUGUCAAAGCACCAUCGCAGCCUGACACCUCACUGGGGAGCAGGACUUCAAAGGUUCCGCAGCUGGACCUUUGGAUGACCGUUUUAUUCUUUACACAGACACAAUGAUUGUACCUGUUUGGUUUUAUUGUCGUAAUAUAUAAAAAGAAAUUGCGGUUAUUUUCUUCUUUGUCUAACAUUUUAUUUAAAUCUCUGUUUAGGGUGCAUUAUUACAUAUUUUCUGUGUACCUGUACAAGGUUGUCUUUAA
This is a messenger RNA of Synchiropus splendidus (mandarinfish), 2529 nucleotides long. RefSeq names its product protrudin-like. Gene Ontology annotation, molecular function: metal ion binding. Lineage: Eukaryota; Metazoa; Chordata; Actinopteri; Syngnathiformes; Callionymidae. Gene Ontology annotation, cellular component: endoplasmic reticulum tubular network; growth cone membrane. The transcript has 14 exons. The coding region runs from base 296 to 1576 and encodes 426 amino acids. Gene Ontology annotation, biological process: neuron projection development; protein localization to plasma membrane; endoplasmic reticulum tubular network formation. The record is from RefSeq and is a predicted model, not a curated record.